CGCAGGGAGUCAUAGCCCGGGGCUGAGGAGACUCCGCCAGCUGCUGCGGGGCGGCAGCUUCCCAGCGCUCCCGACGCCGCCCAAGCGUCGAGGCUUUCCGCUCGAAGGGGCAGGUUUGACUCAGAAAUCCGUACGCAGGCGUACAGGCCUGGCGGAGACGAGAGGCGAAGGCGGCCCCUUUUCCUCAGGCGCCCCGGCGAAGGCCUGCUCCCUACUGCGCGGGUCCCCGCGGAAGGACGCGGGGCCGGGCCGGCCGCUCGCAGCUCCCGCCUGAGGCGGCGGCGGCGCGCGCCCUUCCCGCCGCGCGGGCGCUCGUGACGCUGCACGCUAGGGGAGGCGGUUGUUUGCGCGAGGCGGGAGGUCAGCGCCGGGGAGAGAAGAUGGAGAGAGACGCGCGCGGGAGCCCCUGGGGAAGGGCGGGGGCGUGAGGAAAUGGCUGUCGAGGGGUCGGGGGUGUGAGGAAGUGACGGUUGAGGGGUCGGGGGCGGCCAGCGCCGCUCCGCCCUACCCCUCGCGGCCCCUGCGGACAGCCAGGAGCAGGCCCCGGGCGAGACGUGGUGCCCGUGAGGGCUGGGGCUGAGGCGGCCCUGGCCGGCGAAGGGAGGGCUGGCGCAGCCGCGGGCUAACUGGCGCGGAGCCUGGGGAGGGCUGGUGCGCAGCCUGCGGGCCAGGAGCGUGUGGGGAUCUGGUGAGGGGAGUCCAACAGGCUCACUUUUCUCCCGAGGAGGCAGAUGACGCCUGAAGACUGAGCCUAUUUCCUGGCUUUGUACAUAUAUAUAUAUAUAAAUACAUAUUUAUACUUAUGGAUAAAAGACCUCAUGGGGCAGUCAAGUUGCCAGCAUGCUCAGCCCAGCUGCUUUGGUUGUGCUGGACCUGGUGCCUGUUAGAUCUGCUAGUGAGCCCUGGGCUGCAGUUGUCACCUGGCAGAAGGGCUCUGGAAAGCCAUGUGGCCACAGGACUACGUUCCUUCACUUAUGCCGUUCCUGUGGAGUUUGUUCAUCAUUCAUUAGGGCCUUAUUUUUAGCUUUAGUGGGGAUAUUUCUUGUUAAAUAUUUAUGUGUGCUAAAAAUGUAGUUUUUAAUGAAAGGUGGGAGAGUUGGAAAUGCACUAAUGGUUAUGACUCUAAUGCCAUGUUGAAUUAUGUUAGCUUAUUUAUAAAAUGCAGGCACUAAUAACUAGGUUCAGCUCAUAGUAAGUCUAAAGCUAAGGCCUAGCAGGACAUUUCCUCUUGCACAACAUAGUAAUUAUUCAGGUAUUUCCUGCUUCUUGCUAUGUUGUAGAAAUUGUUUUGAGCCAUACAUGCACAAAUCUAGAUAUAAAAUAAUCUGAAUUGUAAGAUAAAACAAAUGAUAGAUGAGAGACAAGAAAGCAGGCACCUGAGCGAGGAAUUAUUUGUUUUUCCGCUCUUGCGGAAAAGCUAAGGAAGAUUAAAUAUGUUGCAGUUUUGUGAACACUAUGUAGGUGUGCUGGAUGGAGAGUGACGAAUUAUGAAAUUUGCUUUUUUAGGAUUGUGUAUGAUUAUAAUUGUUUUAUAAAAAGGUUAUUUACAUCAUUUUAUGUGGAGGGAGUAGUUAGUGCAUAAUUUUGUUAAUUCCUAUGUUUUUUGUCAUUCUCUGAAUAGAACUGGGAUCAGGUCUACCCCUGCUUAAUUGUGAAUUGAACAGCACUGAAAACAGCAGACUUUGUAAUUUGAUACAUUAUAAAGUACUUCAGAAAAUAAGAGGGUUUUAUUUUAGCACUAGCAAAAUACUAUGGAUAAGAACUUUCAAGAAGAACAGUUUACAGGAAUUAUUAAAUUUACACCUCCUUUGUACAAACAACGCUACCAGUUCGUUAAAGAUUUAGUGGGGAAAUACAAACCUAAGAAGGUGGCAGAUUUAGGAUGUGCUGACUGCACGCUUCUCUGGAUGCUGAAAUUCUGCAGUUGCAUUGAAGUGUUAUCUGGGCUAGAUAUCUGUACAAGUAUAAUGAAAGAGAAAAUGCAUAGGUUGUCUCCUCUUCCUGUUGAUUAUUUGCAGCCAGCUGAAAGAUCCCUAACUGUUACCUUGCAUCACGGUUCAGUUGCCCAUAAAGAUCCUUGCAUGCUUGGUUUUGACUUGGUAACUUGUAUUGAACUAAUAGAGCACCUGGAAGAAUCAGAACUGAAGAAGUUUCCUGAAGUGGUGUUUGGUUUCAUGGCUCCAAGCAUAGUUGUGAUCAGUACUCCAAAUUCUGAAUUUAACGCUUUGUUUCCGGGAGUGACAUUAUUCAGGCAUCCAGACCACAAAUUUGAAUGGAACCGAGUGCAAUUUCAAAGCUGGGCUCUAGAGACUGCUAGACGCUAUGAUUACUCAGUGGAAUUUACUGGUGUAGGGCACCCACCAACAGGAAUGGAGAACGUUGGGUUUUGUACCCAAAUAGGUGUGUUUGUUAGAAAACAUCCUCAAACCAGUGAAUCUGCUCAGUCUGAGAAACCCACUGAAGGAGUUUACAAAACAGUCUUCAAAGCAGUGUAUCCAAGUCUUAAAGAUGAGAAGUACCUCCAGAAUGCAGUGGUCAGUGAAGUUAUUUUCACAGCACAAAUCAUUAAGCGAAGUCUGCUGGACCGUGUUAUGUCAGAGCAUGAGGAGUAUAAUGAUGAUCCUACUGAGAGAAAAUGCAAAUUCCAACCUUCAGUGAACUGUUUUUCAGACAAUCUUGGAAAACUGGUUGUUGAAAAAAGCAUGGAACCAUUUGUCAAUGGACAUGUGGUUUAUAUACCUCUUACAACCAUCUUUUCUUUUCCCAAAGUGAAUCAACUUUGUGGUACCUUUGAGAAGUUAUGCAAGCUUAUUGCUGGCAAGGUCACACUGAGCAGUGAUGGUUCUGCUGUGAUGUUCAAUACUGAACAUGAAAAUGAAGAGAAUUAGAUCACAGAUUUCUCGUACAAAGUUCAGUUGAAGUAAUGAAAGUGGUUUUUUAGUAGCUGUCAAAUGGUGUGUUCUGUAUGCUAACUAGAACCACAAAAUAUUUUCUAAAACUUCCAGUAUUUAUCCAUCAGCACCUCUCUUGUUCAGUGAAGAUGAGUGCUUCUGACAAAGAUUGUAGUAACUCAUAGGGCUUUGGAGUAUCAGGGGCUAAAAGGAAAGAAUUAAUUCCCGUGAAGAAAAAUUUUAAGUAUUUCUGUUUGUUUUCUGUUACCAUAUUGUAGCUAUCAUGACUAGAUUCUUUUUGGUAAUCUUUUGUUAGCUCUAAGGAUAGUUGAUGAUAACACAAAACUAUGUUGUUGUGCUGAAUAAUAUGAGUCAGACAUAGGUUUAGGGCAACUUUUUUCUUGAUAGAAUAAAAUUUAUAGAUGCCUUUUUCAAGAUGAGCACAUACUCGGCCUUUGUGAAAACUAAAUGUUGUUCCAGAUAAAUUGGAAUAUGCCACAAACAUUUAUAGCUCAGUAAAUUCAAUAGUGGGGAGGAGUCCCAUGAUGUUGGAUGUGAGGUGGGGAAAAAAGGCAGUUUUAGCCCUAUUGUCUUAUCCAGUUUCUUGGUAACUGCUACUUGGAAAAUAAUUUGCAUCCUGUAACUUUCCAGAAGCUGAAUUUAAUUAAUUUGAAACUGGUAUCUUUGUUCUGUUUUUGAAAAAAUAAAAAAAAUCUGUCACUGUGAAUGCUAACCUGGCCCUGGUGUAUCUGAAAAAAAAUUUUAAAAAAAUCUGUGUUUUCACAUGCAGCUGUUGUCCAAGAAGUCUUGACAACAUAUGCAGCAGAAAUGAAAAGCAGAGGUGUUACAGAUAGUAGAGCUUACUGGCUUGGCCAAGGUGAUUUUUUUCUUAGGUAGAGCUGAAUUGUAUGUAUAAAUGCACAGUAAGCAAAUGUUAGACAAUGGACUUAGGAAGACAGAAAUUUUGAAGGAUGCACAAGAUUGGCUUGUUCAUACAGGAUUAAUGAAGCAGUACACUACAGUUCUUUUUAAGUUUCUUUGUGUACCCAAAUUUUUUUAACCAAUAAUUUUAAUAUCUCAACUGAGUACUUCUAAUGAGUAAGGAGAUGGUUAAUUAAGAGGCCUCAUUCUGUGUAUGUUUCACAAUGUCAUUGGCAGCUUUGUAUGAGCUAGUAUUAACAGAACUGACUUCAUGUUUGUGAAAUGCAAGUUACACAACUUUCUGAAAAUAAAAAAUUCUGUGUAAGGACUGA
Molecule: messenger RNA, 4144 nt
Organism: Aquila chrysaetos chrysaetos
Lineage: Eukaryota; Metazoa; Chordata; Aves; Accipitriformes; Accipitridae
Gene: HENMT1
Product: HEN methyltransferase 1
Exons: 6
Coding region: 1752-2888 (378 amino acids)
Biological process (GO): siRNA processing; piRNA processing; RNA methylation
Cellular component (GO): nucleus; cytoplasm
Molecular function (GO): RNA methyltransferase activity; O-methyltransferase activity
Source: RefSeq, a predicted model, not a curated record